AUGAAGCUUUCACUCACAUUACUCACAUCGCUUGCCGCUGUUAUGUCAUCUGUUCGUGCCGCAGAUCAAUCGGAUGUUCAGUUUUUAACUGCAUUGGUUGGUGACUACCAAGAUCAUAAAACCGAGUACAUAAGGUUUUUUGGAACGGCUAAUGAUGUUCCUGGUGCAUUAUCAACUUUGGCCACUCAAGUUUUAACAUACACGGAUACCUCAUACACAACAUUACUAGAUGAUAAUAAUUUGGAUAUAGGGCAGUUGGAGAGUUAUGCUACGAACAUACCUUGGUACACGAGAAUAGAAGCUGCAGCCGGUGGCAGUGGUGGCUCAGGGGAUUCUGGUGAUUCAACUACAUCAGGCGGUGGCGAUAAUAAUAACGACAGUACAUCUCAAUCAAACGAAAGCACUACCUCAAACACUUCGGCGUCAGAAGAUACGGGAGAGCCUUCAGUAGCAUCAACAACGUCGUAUGAUCCACAAAACACAGUUGAUUCCUCUAAAGCAGCAGUUGCCGCAGCUAAAUCAGCUUCGAAAGCGGAAGCAGCCACUCAAUCGGGAUUAGCCCCAAGAGCUGUUGCUCCUGUUGGUGCAAUAAUUGGAGGGUUAGUUGUGGCUCUUUUCUAA
This is a messenger RNA of Lodderomyces parapsilosis, 621 nucleotides long. RefSeq names its product putative lipase (gene RBR2). NCBI's taxonomy places the organism in Eukaryota, Fungi, Ascomycota, Pichiomycetes, Serinales, Debaryomycetaceae. The record is from RefSeq and is a predicted model, not a curated record. The coding region runs from base 1 to 621 and encodes 206 amino acids. The transcript has a single exon.